Vitis vinifera (wine grape) is the source of this 751-nucleotide messenger RNA. RefSeq lists its product as uncharacterized. The record is from RefSeq and is a predicted model, not a curated record. NCBI's taxonomy places the organism in Eukaryota, Viridiplantae, Streptophyta, Magnoliopsida, Vitales, Vitaceae. Bases 306 to 605 code for a protein of 99 amino acids. The transcript has 7 exons.
CUUGUGCUUUGCUUCUUAGUUUUACUUCCAAAUUCUCUUCCCAUAAUUCCCAUAUAUCUCCUAGUAUCCUUAUCUAACCCCCGCACUCCACCCCCCUCUUCUCUCUCUUCUCUUUUCUUUUUCUCUUUCCCCUUUCUCCCCCCCCCCCUUCUCUUUCCUCACUUGUCCUUUAUCUCUUCUUCAAGGUAUUCUCAGAUUCCCUCUCCCUUGUUUUCUUCUUCUUGUCCGCUAUUUAUUUGCGGAAUUGGGUGUUCUAGUUGCAACUUUCCUUUCACUUCCUGCCCCGGAAGAAAUUGAGGGUUUUCAUGGCGGAUUGCAACAGGGGAGACGGCUUCUUUCCUUCUUCCCAAGAUCACGAGGCAACAUCCGAGGUGAAGAAAUAUGGAGGACUUGCGCCAAAGAAGAAGCCUCUGAUUUCGAAGGAUAAUGAACGUGCCUUCUUUGAUUCAGCAGACUGGGCAUUAUGCAAGCAAGGUGCAGGAAUGAACCAAAAAUCAACAGUGGCCGUAGAGACAUUGCGCCCAAAGUUACAGAGAACGCCACACCAACGGCUCCCCCCUCGAAGACCUGCUUGUACUUCUGGCCGUGAUAGCCUCGUGGAGUAGAAUCCGGGCAAGGUCUCAACCGAGUGGUUAAAUGUGAUAGAAUGGCAGCCCCACACGUUGUACAUUCAUGACAUUGCACACAUUCCAUUUGGCUGAUUGAAUGCUUUGAACGUUGAGUUUCUGUUAAUAAAAUAAGUCUUCCAAUA